AUGGAGGGUGGUCCUUCUCUUUCGUUGGGAUUGUCAUCCAUCGGCGGCACCUACAGCACCAUGGUGGAGGCCAUCAUAAGGCCACCUCGAAUGCACUACACCACUGCAGAUCUGGGACCACCCAAAUUCCGUCUGGGCAGGAGGACCUUCCAGAGAACUGACUUUGAGGUGGUGAACAAGCGGGGCUUGACCAUUCAAGCGAGUCACUAUGAGCCCGUUGCAGGCGAGCGACCGCGCAAGCAGCUGCCGUGCGUGAUCUACCUCCAUGGCAACUGCGGCUGCCGUCUGGACGCCCUCGAAUGGGAGUACGUGUCGCUGGGCUACUACGAGAAGGAGGACCUGGUGGCCGCGGUGGAGCAUCUGCGCAGCACGGGCACCGUGUCGCGCAUCGGCCUGUGGGGUCGCAGCAUGGGCGCCGCAACCUCGAUCAUGUACGGCGCAACGGAUCCGUCCAUUGCGUGCAUGGUGCUCGACAGCCCGUUUUCGUCGCUCACCAAGGUCGCCAAGGAGCUCGUAGAGAACUCCCCUGUAAAAAUACCUAAGAUGAUGGUGAGCAUUGGAUUGCGGAUGAUUCGCAAGACGAUCGUGAGCAAGGCCAAGUUUGAUAUCAACAAAUUGGAACCGAUAGCCGUGGUGGGCAGUUGCUUCAUUCCGGCUCUCUUCGUGCACGGAGAGAGUGACACAUUCAUUGGCUCGCACCACUCUCACGAACUCAUCUUCUUCCACAACGCCCUGCUCUCCGCCGAGGAACAAGAGGAGACGAUGAAGGUGGCAGAGGCGCUGGAGGGCACCUCAUCGGGCGGCGACUCGUACCGAUCGCCGAGAGUCGUGCCGGACGUGUCGGCGGACUACGAUCCGAGCAUGGAGGACAUGGAAGACGAAAUGCUUCGCCAGGCCCUGCUCCUAUCGCUCCAGGACUGCACCUCCCCCUACGAGAUCAGUCCCGACGAAGAGGAGAAAAACUCGGCAGCAGAGGACGAGAGCGCCCGAGCAUAG
Messenger RNA from Acanthamoeba castellanii str. Neff, 996 nucleotides. Its product is annotated as abnormal long morphology protein. The record is from RefSeq and is a predicted model, not a curated record. The coding region runs from base 1 to 996 and encodes 331 amino acids. Lineage: Eukaryota; Discosea; Longamoebia; Acanthamoebidae. The transcript is spliced from 9 exons.